This is a messenger RNA of Anopheles cruzii, 4467 nucleotides long. RefSeq names its product tyrosine-protein phosphatase 10D (gene Ptp52F). The record is from RefSeq and is a predicted model, not a curated record. Gene Ontology annotation, molecular function: protein binding; protein tyrosine phosphatase activity. Lineage: Eukaryota; Metazoa; Arthropoda; Insecta; Diptera; Culicidae. The transcript is spliced from 6 exons. The coding region runs from base 1 to 4317 and encodes 1438 amino acids. Gene Ontology annotation, biological process: protein dephosphorylation.
AUGGUGAACCGAGACUUUAGUCACCGGUGUGCCGUGGUGCUGUUCUGUUGUUGCUGGGUGUUGUUGAUACUUCCCGAGUGCCACGCGCCCGUUAUCUCGCCCGAUACCUCGUGGAUGAGUAACGAUGUGAAUGGUUUUGAACCUCCGCUCGAGGCGCUACCGGGAAUCGGAUGCCAGCAGGCCAGCCUGACGUUGGUUUCGCGUGUUUCCGAUCUGGCCAUCGAAUGGUCCGACGGUGCUCACCAGCAGGACGAUCGAGCGAUCGUGAAACACUUCUACAACAUUUCGUGGUACGAUCGAAACGAAGGCAGGGUGAUCCGGCAAGGCGGAGGUAUCCUUAAGCUGCAAACCUUCCGACUGCCGACGCAGAACAAGUGUGAAAUCAUCGAGCUGUCCGUGUGUCGUCGAGAUUGGCAGUCACAGACGUGCGCGUGUGGUAUUUGGACCCCAGCAACCAAAGCUCUACGAUCGAUCCGGGUUCUAAAAGGGAUCGGUGGAGUGUACAGUGUCUCCUGGGAGUCAGACCCCUGUGUUACGGAGUACGUGCUUGAGCCGGGUUCCAUUGUGCUGACGUCAACGCACCCGGUGGUAAGAGUUUAUGAUGCAACCGAGUGCAACUGGAAUCAGCUGGUGGUUCGUGGCGAGACGCAGAACGGAGCCACGUGGCAGGAGCUGGUCGAGUUCCACGCCUAUCCUCAGAGGCUGCUGUGGCCGGGCUGUGUGAUGGCGAACAGUGUGGCCAUUCGUGCCAUUCCCGAAUCGGUGUACGAAAGCCCUUUGGAACUCACGGUGGAUCGAUACCGUGAGGCGGACGAGCAAAGUGCGGCGUGCUUUGUUCCGACCGCCCAGGACUAUGCGGUUGCUUGUGGAGUAGCGUCAAGUAGACUUCGGCACCACGCCGCAGCAGCAGUACCGAGUGCCGACCCUAUGUUUUGUCCUGUGUUUCGAUCUACCGCCACCGAUCCGCUAUCCAUUGGUCCGGUACGGGAUCUGCGGGCGAAUACGGAUCUGGAUCGCACCGUCAUUCUGACCUGGCGAGAACCGGACGAUGCUGACGAUUGCGUGAAGGAGUACCAAGUUAGCUGGGGUUCGGAAAUGGUGGUAUUGGCGCCGGACAAGACAUCGUACUUUGUGCGUAAUCUGGAACCGUGUGUCUCGUACAACUUCACCGUGGCAGCCGUUGAUCUCACGAACGAUAGGGGUGUUCCGAAUACGAUCGAGGCGACGGUACGCGAGAUCGAGCAGCUCUCGGAGGUGGUCGAACUGGAGCUGAACGAGGUGGAUCCCCGGUCACUGUCGGCCAAGUGGAAACCCCCGGUCAACGGGACGAACUGUGUCAAGUCGUAUCGAGUGGCCGCGUGGUACACCUCACCCGAGGAUGCCAGCGAUGAGGUCGUGUUUUCCAACACGACCACCGAUCAGCACGUUACGUUCGGCGAGGUUAUAGCCUGCAUGACCUACAUGGUGCAGGUGAUUCCGAUAUCGUUCCUCAACAAGGACGGUCGCAACGAAAUUGCCCCACUGAAGACGAAGGAGCGCACGAUUUUGCCCUACCACGUGGAACCGAUCCGGGCGGUAGUGGUUAAGCCGCGGAGUCUCGAGCUGUCAACGCAUCUGCACGCGGACAACAACAACAAUUGUCUGCUGGUCAGUGUUCGGUUCAACUGCACGAUAGUAACCGAUGGGGAGGCCGACCCCGAGUCGCAGGUUGUCAAGGAGUACCGCAUACCGGAUGGAAACGCGAGCUUCGAGGGCCUCGUAGAGCCGCUUGUUCCCUAUUCGGUGUAUCAGUGCAACGCGCAGAUCCUCAACAUCGCCGGCUGGUCCGACGCCACACCGUCAUACGACAUUCAAACCGCCGAAGAUGUGCCGGAAAUACCCCGCGACCUGCGACUAAGGGGGGGCAAUGGAUCGGUCGACAUCACCUGGAAGGCACCGGCCGUGAAGAAUGGGAUCGUGGUACGCUACCGGAUCCACAUCCGGAUGAUCGGCCCCGAGUAUCCGCUGCCGAAGGCUUGCGAUGAGUUGGAGGAGUACAACGAAACGGUGGACCUGCGCGAUGAGAUCGAACCCGGGGAUACGCGCAGCUGGGAUGGGGUCGACUUUCAGUACACCGUCACGCGGCUGGCCCCUUACACCGAGUACACGGUGCAGGUGGCCGCAGCGACAGGAGCGGGCGUUGGACCUUAUAGUGACGCGUCCAGCGUUGUCACUCGGCCGGGUGCACCGGAACUGGCGCGAAACUUUCGUAUCGAAUCCAUCCUGGGCCCGGAACUGAACAAACCGUACCAAUCGUCGGUGGAGUUCUCCUGGGAGGUACCGUGCCGGCUGAAUGGGCAGCUGCGCCGAUUCGAGGGAUUGUUGUACGGCGUCCGGGGCCAUAACAUCUCCGCCACGCACUCGCUCGCGUGGAGCGUGACCGUUGAAGAAGGGGACGAUCUGUUGGAGCCGUUCCGCUACAUCGAGAACCGGCUGCUGCCCGAGUAUGACUACAUGGUUUCCCUUUAUCUGUUUGUGGCCGAUGUGGACGAGCCGAGCGCGGAAACGAUGCUUACUUUCGAGUCUCCAGCAGGCAUUCCGACCAUCGAUCCGACGGAAGAGUGGUUCAAAGUGGACGUGUUCGAUGCCCCGAACCCGACCAACACCGCCCGGAUACUGCUGGGCAGCAUCUCGCUCACCUCGGACAUUGGCAGCAUCCGGUACGUGGCGCUGCUGGUAUCGGAGCGUAUCUGUCAGAGCGAUCCGCAGCCGCGGACCGACUUCAUUAACGUCGCCGGCGAGUCCCAGUGGCCGGAGGUUCCCGACUGGCACCGGGUGUACAAUAUGCGCUGCACGGAGCAAUACCAGACGACGCCAAAGUUUUGGAACCCGAUGCAGCGCCUUGUGCGGGGCGAAACGAGCGCCGUCGAGUUCGUGGUUGGCGAGGAGCGGUGCGACACUGGCAAGGAGUACUGUAAUGGGCCGCUUAAACCGGGCACGGACUACGCGCUGGUCGUGCGGAUAUUCUCCCGCACCGGCUACACCGAUUCGAAUCUGCAGUUUUUCCGCACGGAUUCGCUCAUCUUGGUCGGGCUGAUCACCGGCUCGAUCGUGGCCUGCUGUGUGCUGGCGUUCGUUAGCGGGUUGGUGAUACUGUGGCGCCGACAGAGGCUGCUGUCACCGGCCCAGCUGGCGGGGCGCACCCCGAGCGAGGAACCGUCGGACAUUCCGCUGAAAAACUUCCCCAACCAGUACGACGAGCUGUUCCAGUCGAACCGGGAGAAGGUUUCGAAAGAGUUUCAGGCGAUCAACUACUUCGCCGAUACGGUGCUGCAGGAGACGGUCAGCCAGCAGAGUGCGCGCGAGAACGAGCGUAAGAACCGAUACGUCAACAUACUGCCGUUUGACUCGAACCGGGUGCAGUUGGAUGGCCACGACGAGGUCGAGGGCGAUGCCAACGACUACAUCAACGCGUCCUACAUCGAGGGCUACAAGUACCAGCGGGAGUACAUCGCGACGCAGGGUCCCAAGCAGGACACGUGCUACGACUUCUGGCGCAUGGUGCUGCAGUGUGAGAUCGAGUCGAUCGUCAUGCUGACGCAACCGAUCGACCACGACAAGAACAAGUGCUGUCAGUACUAUCCCCGGUUCCUACAGUCAAUCUGCUUCCGCGACAUCCGCAUCAAGUGCCAGCAGGAGAUGAACCUGGGCCUCUACCAGCGCCGUCUGUUCCUGGUUUCUCAGGGCAACCUGACCAAGGUGGUGUUCCACUAUCACUACCUCGACUGGCCCGACCACAGCUGUCCGGCCAGCCCGACGGAUCUGAUCAAGUUCACCAAAAUCGUCCGGGCGGAACGCAAGAGCUACGCCCUGCCGCUGGUCGUGCACUGCAGUGCCGGCGUCGGUCGCACCGGGACGUUCAUUGCGUUGGACAUACUGCUACAACGGAUGCUGCAGGAGAAGAAGAUCAACGUGUACGACACGGUCAAACAGUUGCGCCGCCAGCGAGUCAAGAUGGUCCAGACACUCGAUCAGUACACGUUCCUGUACCAGUGCUGCCUGGAGUACGUCACAAAGAGCAACCGGAAAAAGCCUAAAACGAGCUACAUCGAAAUGAUGCGACGGGAUGGUGAUGGUGGCGGCGGCGGAACUGGUGGCGAUGGGAAACAAAACAUGCCCACCGUCAUCGAGGUUGACCAGCCCGGCACGAUCAGUAACGGUGGGAAGCCGCUGUUUAAGAUUAAGUUCCCUAAGUCGGUUAACCCGGGUCUGAACCCUGGAGGUCUGGAGAAGGUGACCAGCUUUGCACCGACCGACAUCGGGGGAAGCGAUCCUUGAUUCGGGGCAGCACCAGGAACCGAUUGUGUGUGCCGAUACCGAUGAUUACUGCUAAACGGGUAUGUUAUCUAUUCUACAAAGGUCUGAACAGGAAACGUUUAUGGGAUUAGAAGAAGGGUGAGCGAGCGUGAGCUUUUACCAGUUAAAGAC